Molecule: messenger RNA, 1332 nt
Organism: Gadus chalcogrammus (walleye pollock)
Lineage: Eukaryota; Metazoa; Chordata; Actinopteri; Gadiformes; Gadidae
Gene: suclg1
Product: succinate-CoA ligase GDP/ADP-forming subunit alph
Exons: 9
Coding region: 73-1047 (324 amino acids)
Biological process (GO): tricarboxylic acid cycle
Cellular component (GO): mitochondrion; succinate-CoA ligase complex (ADP-forming)
Molecular function (GO): succinate-CoA ligase (ADP-forming) activity; succinate-CoA ligase (GDP-forming) activity
Source: RefSeq, a predicted model, not a curated record
GGCACAAUUUUAGACAACUAAAUCGUUGUGCCAGGGUCCAGAGCCUCCCGUGUCAUUGGUGAAUGACCGAAGAUGUCGCACUGUAGGUUGUUCUCCAGGCUGCUCUUGCAGCAGAGCGGUGUCAGAAGCUGCUAUACUGCCUCCAGACAGAACCUUUACAUCAGUAAAGACACCAAGGUGAUCUGCCAGGGCUUCACAGGCAAGCAGGGUACGUUCCACAGCCAGCAGUCUCUGGACUAUGGCUCCCAGCUGGUGGGCGGAGUCUCCCCAGGCAAGGGUGGCAAGUCCCAUCUGGGCCUACCCGUCUUCAACUCAGUCAAGGAGGCGAGGGAGGGCACUGGGGCCCACGCCACCGUGAUCUACGUUCCUCCCCCCUUCGCGGCGGCCGCCAUCAUCGAGGCCAUCGAUGCGGAGAUGCCCCUGGUGGUGUGCAUCACGGAGGGCAUCCCCCAGCAGGACAUGGUGCGCGUCAAACACCGGCUGAUGCGCCAGGGCACCACCCGGCUAAUCGGACCCAACUGUCCCGGGGUCAUCAAUCCUGGAGAAUGCAAGAUUGGCAUCAUGCCAGGACACAUCCACAAGAAAGGAAGAAUUGGCAUCGUGUCCAGGUCCGGCACACUGACGUAUGAAGCAGUGCACCAAACCACACAGGUUGGCCUUGGCCAGUCCCUCUGCAUCGGUAUCGGAGGCGAUCCGUUCAACGGUACGGACUUCAUCGACUGUCUGGAGGUAUUCCUGCGGGACCCAAAGACCGAGGGCAUCAUCCUCAUCGGGGAGAUCGGGGGUGACGCCGAGGAGAAGGCCGCCGAUUACCUCAAGCAGCACAACUCUGGUGCCAGUGCCAAGCCCGUGGUGUCGUUCAUCGCGGGGCUGACCGCGCCCCCUGGUCGCAGGAUGGGUCACGCCGGCGCCAUCAUCGCCGGGGGGAAGGGCGGAGCCAUGGAGAAGAUCGCCGCCCUGCAGGCGGCCGGGGUUGCUGUCAGCAUGUCCCCCGCCCAGCUAGGAAGCACCAUGUUCAAGGAGUUUGAGAAGAGGAAGAUGUUGUAGGUAGUGAGCGAAGGCUCCCUGCCCUUCUGCUCCACCACCACCAACCCUACGCCGCCCACCAACUCCACCCUCUCAGCUCCCCCCCCACCCACCCCUGUUGGCUCACCGAGUGGGGUCGCCCGCACGGCCUUCAGACAGCCUCUCACGGAUCAACUACCGCACACAUGUCUGUGUCGGGCUUGGGUUGCUUAUGCAACUCAACGAUUUCUUUCCCUCGCCCUGUGAUGUUGUUCUAAUCUCGUUGUGAAGGAAUAAAAUCAUUUUCCAUCUUAACGGUAUUGGAAU